AUGACAGCAUGGAUUCAAGGACCAGAGAGCAAAAAGCAAAGUGCAGAGCCAAAGAGCCAAAUAUCAGGGGUAAAGGUCCGGCUCAGAGGAGCUCUGUGGCUGGUGCUGGCCAUGCUCUGUCUGUCCAUGCUGCUGGUGGUGCUGGGCUCCUACAUAGUGACCCGCACAGACAGCCUGAAUGUUAGCGGCCAUGUCUCCGGAGGCAUUCUUACCCUUGGUUCUUUCCUGGGACUUCUGGGACUCCUCCUGGAAGAAAACCGCAAGAAGCUGUUGUCAGCUUCCCGCACAUUCUUCAUCUUUGGGAUCAUCGCCUCCUUUUUGUGCCUGCUGUUUGACAGCACCACGGUCGCCCUACAAAUGGAUAUGAGUCCGCUGAGGGCAGGGAGGUGCCAGUAUUACAGCAGUGGCAGCAGCUACAUCUAUGAGAACUCCUACGCCACUGUGUCUUGUAAGGAUUUGAGGGAUUCCUGUACGGUUACUGUGCGGAGUGGGACCUGCUUCUGCUGCGACCUGUAUGACUGCGCCAGAGGAGACUAUCUCGAAAACUACUACGAGUUUGUCGGCGUGCGAAGCUGCGAGGACGUCUUCACGCUCUACGUGUUAAUUUGGACGCUUGCCGGCCUGAACUUCAUCGCCUUAUUCACAGGGAUCUCGACCACCGCAGUGCUGGAUAGCAUCAAGGACUUUAACAGUAGCAGCCCUGCAAGUGAACACAUCCGGAAUGCAGCAUCAUCCCCUACAGCUCCUCGGCUGAUGGACGACAACUUACACACACCAGGGCAGCUCCACUCCAAUGGAGCGUCAGUGUUGUUCCCUCCAGCAGAAACAACAUUUGGCUCACAGGGAUUUCUUUCCUCAGCGGCCUCCGAGUCCAUUCCAGCCCCCCUUUCUGCGCCGACCGCUCCUCCUCACUGA
Molecule: messenger RNA, 915 nt
Organism: Menidia menidia (Atlantic silverside)
Lineage: Eukaryota; Metazoa; Chordata; Actinopteri; Atheriniformes; Atherinopsidae
Source: the annotation of a GenBank genome assembly